Heterostelium album PN500 is the source of this 705-nucleotide messenger RNA. RefSeq lists its product as uncharacterized. The record is from RefSeq and is a predicted model, not a curated record. Lineage: Eukaryota; Evosea; Eumycetozoa; Acytosteliales; Acytosteliaceae. The transcript is spliced from 4 exons. Bases 1 to 705 code for a protein of 234 amino acids.
AUGAAAAGUCGAGUAUCAUCAUUAACGACAUUAUCAACAUCAUCAUUUGAAUCAAGAGUUAGAUGCACUAGUUAUCUGCGUUUGAACGAUACCACCAAACUUUUAGAUUUACCAACCGAUAACGAACUCUUUGAUCAAAUCAUACUACCUACAUCAAGAUACAACAAUAAGCAACAACUGAAUCAUCAUUUCCAACAAAUCAAACACGACAAUCAUAAACCAAUUGAUGACAAACAUUCAUUACUCUAUUUAUUAAACACUCCAUUAUUACCAAACACUUUAUACUCUAUAAGAAUAUCUCAUACUGCAGUAAGUCCUGCAGACUUCACAAUUAGAUUCCACCCAAAUCAUAAUUUCGUUAAAUCAAGCGGUCAACAAGAUCAACCUAAAACAGGUCGUGAUCUAUUGAAUACAGAAAUAUUUAAAUUUAGAACAAAUGAUAAUGGUUUUCCUGAUCUCUUACUUGAUAAACAAUGUAUAGUUGUUGUAAUUGAAUCAUUUAAUACAGGUAUAACACCAGCACAUAUCAACAACGAUAAGAACAGAUUAGUUAGUUUCAAUUUGAUUCUAGAGACAGAAUCUAUAGGUGUUCCACCAGAGAUACCAAGAAUGGUUAGCAUCAUCAUUGUCAGUAUAUUAUUUAUGGCAUUUUUCAUUGUUAGAUUACUAUUCCCAAGAAUGAAAGGAUUUCAACUCUUAGUAUAA